Molecule: messenger RNA, 972 nt
Organism: Fusarium poae
Lineage: Eukaryota; Fungi; Ascomycota; Sordariomycetes; Hypocreales; Nectriaceae
Exons: 8
Coding region: 1-972 (323 amino acids)
Biological process (GO): fatty acid metabolic process
Molecular function (GO): NAD+ binding; oxidoreductase activity, acting on the CH-OH group of donors, NAD or NADP as acceptor
Source: RefSeq, a predicted model, not a curated record
AUGACAAUUUCCGCACAGCGGAAAGGCAAAAAUAACUCCAAAAGAAGCGAGUCAGCCACCGACAUCACAGCUGACUAUUCGGGAUAUUCCUUCACGGCGCAACUCGACACGAUGGUACUCACAACAGCUAGAAUGGCCGUCACUCUGAUCGGUGCUGGUACCCAGGGACGACGCCUUGCUUUUAUGUGGUCGAGUACAGGCAAUGAUGUCCAUUUGGUCGACAGCCAAGAGUCUCAACUCCUGGCCAGCCUCGAAGCUAUUGAUGAUUUUCAAAAGAGUUCCAACAAAGAAUAUGCUUCAUGGGGGAAAAUAAUCACCCAUUCAAGAGAAACACUAUGUGAGGCACUUCAAGCCGCAUGGUUGGUAGUAGAGUGUGUUCCCGAGAGACUUGACCUCAAACAAAAGGUCAUAUCUGAGCUAGAUUCUAUCGCCCCAAAACAGACAAUUAUUGCCUCAAAUUCUAGCAGUUACUCCUGUUCUGAAAUAUUGAAAGGCCUUGACUUGAAGCAUGAAAGCCGGUUCUUGAGUGCUCAUUCUUAUUGGCCGCCUGAAGUACCAGAAAUCGAGAUCAUGGGUCACGGAACCACAGAUCCUUCGCAUAUUGAUCUAAUGAUGGAGCAAUGCAAAUCCCACGGCUUUUCUCCCUUUCACGUCAAAAAGCCAUCGAUGGGGUACAUCUACAAUAGAAUAUGGGCAGCUAUCAAGAGAGAAGCCCUUCUUACAGCAGCAGAGGGCGUCGCAACUCCUGAGGAAAUUGAUGGCAUCUUCAAAGGAGUUCUGAAGACACCCAAAGGACCCUUUGAACAGAUGGAUUUGGUGGGACUAGACGUUGUUAUGGACAUAGAGCAGCACUAUGCUGAUGCGAGGGGAAAUAUUUCCAGCGAACCCCGAGAAUAUCUGCAGAAGUUCCUAGAUGAAGGCAACCUGGGUAUCAAAAGUGGACGAGGGUUUUACGAUUAUACUAGAAGAUAA